Molecule: messenger RNA, 4260 nt
Organism: Chelonoidis abingdonii (Abingdon island giant tortoise)
Lineage: Eukaryota; Metazoa; Chordata; Testudines; Testudinidae
Source: RefSeq, a predicted model, not a curated record
CUUGGAUAGCUCACCUGAGCCAUUGCCUUUGCUGUUGUGGCCACACUGCUAUUUUUAGCAUGUUAGCUUGAAAAGCGCUGGGAAGCAUGCUGCCAGCUGCUGUGUAGACGUUUCCUAAAGGGCUAACUGGAGCCACCCCUGAUGUGAUGUGGGGAUCUGCCGAUCAGGAACUAUACCCAGCACCUUCAAACUCACUGCACAGAUCAGCAGAUGAGAACAACGCUUUUCUGACUGUAAUCAACAGAGUAAAUUAAUCCAAGCUAUGUUCUCUUGUGGAUGUUUCCUGCUGGAUAAAUGGGUGGAAACUGAUGAAUUCUCCUGAUCAGGAUUAGAUAUCCCCAAAGAAGAAACCAGGUGAGAUUGUAGCUAAGAAGUGAGCAGGAUGCCCCCAGGCAUCUAUUGCCCUGUUGAAUUCUGGUCCAAGGAAGAAAACCAAACCAUCCAGGUGGACUUCCUGCUGCCUACAGGAAUAUACCUGAAUCUCUCUGUAUCCUGCAAUGCCAGCUUGGGCACCAUCAAACAGGUGGUCUGGCAUCACGCGCAGUAUGAGCCGUUGUAUCACAUGCUCAAUGACCCCGAAGCGUACGUCUUCACGUGUAUCAACCAGACAGCCGAGCAGCAGGAGCUGGAGGAUGAGCAGCGGCGCCUCUGCGACAUUCAGCCCUUCCUGCCUGUCCUUCGGCUGGUGGCUCGUGAAGGUGACCGCGUCAAGAAGCUGAUUAACUCCCAGAUCAGCCUGCUUAUUGGGAAAGCAGAGGCAGCUGAUUAUCAAGGACCAGUGACCCUACUGCUAUGUGGAUCAUCUCUAUUUAUUUUAACACCCCGCUCAGGUUUGCAUGAGUUUGACUCGGUGCGCGACCCAGAGGUGAAUGACUUCCGUGCAAAAAUGCGACAGUUCUGUGAAGAGAAGGCGGUGAAGCGGCAGCAGCUGAGCUGGAUGACCUGGAUGGAAUACAACUUUCCUUUGCAACUGGAGCCCUUGGCCAAAGGUCCCAGGACCGGCCCCCUUCGCAUCCCUAACAAGAACAUCUUCGUCAAUGUCAAGUUUGAGUCUGGCGGGGAGAGCUUCACCUUCCAAGUCUCCCCCAAGGAAUUCCCUGUCACGUUAAUGAGCUAUGCCAUCAAGAAGCAAGCUACCGUCUUCCGCCACCAGACAGUGGAGAGCCCUGAGGAUUAUACUCUGCAGGUGAAAGGGAAAUGUGAAUAUCUCUACGGGAACUACCCUCUGUACCAGUUCCAGUACAUCCGCAGCUGCCUGCACCAUGGUCUGAUGCCCCACCUGACGAUGGUACACUUCUCCUCCAUCAUCGCUAUGCGAGAUGAGCAGACCAACUGCACCGCCCACACCCCGAAGAUGGUUUCCAAGCCUCCCCCGCUCCCCAAGAAAAAGCCAACUCACGAGUCUCUGUGGUCCCUUAAUCAGCCUUUUUACAUUGAACUGAUGCAAGGCAGUAAGGUGAAUGCAGAUGAGAGGAUGAAGUUGGUGGUGCAGGCCGGCCUUUACCAUGGCAACGAGAUGCUCUGCAAGAUGGUGUCAAGCGCCGAGGUGAAUGUGUGUUCGGAGCCAGUGUGGAAACAAAGGCUGGAUUUUGACAUUAGCAUCUGCGACUUGCCCCGCAUGGCGCGGCUCUGCUUCGCCCUCUACGCUGUCAUCGAGAAGGCCAAGAAGGCACGAUCCACCAAGAAAAAAUCCAAGAAAGCUGACUGUCCAAUAGCCUGGGUGAAUGUCAUGCUCUUUGACUACAAGGACCAGCUGAAAACAGGAGAGUGCUGCCUGCACAUGUGGUCAUCAUUUCCAGAUGAGAAAGGGGAGCUGUUGAACCCCAUGGGCACAGUCCAGAGCAACCCGAACACGGAAAGUGCAGCAGCCCUGGUCAUCUGCUUCCCCAGCGUCACACCCCAUCCUGUGUACUACCCAUCUUUAGAGCAGCUGUUGGAGUUGGGGAGGAACGGAGAGUACGCCCGUGCCACACUAGAGGAUCCAGAGGAGAAGCAGCAGCUGAGGGAGAUCCUGGAGCGAAGGAGCCACACCGAACUCUAUGAGCAUGAGAAGGACCUAGUGUGGAAGAUGAGGUACGAGAUCCGGGACCAGUACCCAGAGGCCUUGGCAAAGCUCCUCAUCAUCACCAAGUGGAACAAACAUGAGGAUGUUGCCCAGAUGAUCUCACUGCUCCAGUCCUGGCCAGAGCUGCCUGUCCUGAAUGCCCUGGAGCUGCUGGAUUUUAGCUUCCCUGAUCGCUAUGUUGGUUCCUUCACGAUCAACUCAUUAAAAAAGCUGACAGAUGAUGAAUUGUUCCAGUAUCUGCUGCAGCUUGUCCAGGUGCUCAAGUAUGAAUCCUACUUAGACUGUGAAUUAACCAAGUUUCUACUGGAAAGAGCUUUAGCCAAUCGCAAAAUAGGACACUUUCUGUUUUGGCAUCUCAGGUCAGAGAUGCACGUCCCUGCAGUCGCCCUCAGGUUUGGCCUGAUUUUGGAGGCCUAUUGCAGAGGCAGCAACUACCAUAUGAAAGUUCUAAUGAAGCAGGGGGAAGCACUUAAUAAAAUGAAAGCCUUGAAUGACUUCAUUAAAGUGAGCUCUCAGAAGGCCACUAAACCACAAGCCAAGGAGAUGAUGCAUGUGUGCAUGAAGCAGGAGACCUAUCUCGAGGCACUUUCCAAUCUCCAGUGCCCCCUGAACCCCACCAUUAUUCUUGCUGAAGUUUGUGUGGAUCAGUGCACUUUUAUGGACUCCAAGAUGAAGCCGUUGUGGAUUGUGUUUAAUAAUGAAGAAGCAGAUGGAAGGGGAGUGGGCAUCAUUUUCAAAAAUGGAGAUGAUCUCCGUCAGGACAUGCUGACUCUGCAGAUGAUCCAGCUGAUGGACGUACUGUGGAAGCAGGAGGGUCUGGACCUGAGGAUGACCCCUUACGGCUGCCUCUCCACAGGCGACAAGACGGGGCUGAUCGAAGUCGUCAUGCACUCGGACACCAUUGCCAACAUCCAGUUGAACAAGAGCAACAUGGCAGCCACUGCAGCUUUCAACAAGGAUGCGCUGCUGAACUGGCUAAAAUCCAAGAACCCAGGUGAAGCACUAGAACAAGCCAUAGAGGAGUUCACUCUUUCCUGUGCUGGGUACUGUGUGGCAACGUAUGUGCUGGGGAUAGGGGACCGGCACAGCGACAACAUCAUGAUCCGGGAAACUGGCCAGCUGUUUCAUAUUGAUUUUGGCCACUUCUUGGGGAACUUCAAGACCAAAUUUGGUAUUAACAGAGAACGGGUUCCUUUUAUCUUAACCUAUGACUUUGUGCAUGUGAUCCAGCAAGGGAAAACAAACAACAGUGAGAAGUUUGAAAGAUUCAGGGAUUACUGUGAAAAAGCCUACAUGAUCCUGAGGUGCCAAGGUCUUCUCUUCCUGCAUUUGUUUGCACUGAUGAAAGCUGCUGGCCUGCCAGAACUCAGCUGCUCUAAAGACAUUCAGUAUCUCAAGGAUUCUCUAGCUUUAGGAAAAACAGAUGAAGAGGCAUUGAAGCACUUCAGACUAAAAUUUAAUGAAGCCCUUCGAGAGAGCUGGAAAACCAAAGUCAACUGGUUGGCACACAAUGUAUCCAAAGAUAAUAGACAGUAAUUAGCCUGUUUGUGGUCCAGGAGCUCUAGGAGAAUGUAAAAGCAGUGGCCAUGAGCCAGUUAUAUAAAGACUGCUGAACUUUGCCAUGUUGAAGAUCAGCACCUACACCUCAAGUUUUGAGAAGAGUCUACAUCAUCCCAUUCUAGAUCUCUAAGGCAGAAGAGGGACAGCACGAGGCAAUAAGAUUAAUGUAUACACUGAAAGGUAGGUGUAUGUGAAGCUUGCAACUGUAAGUUCUUAAGUAUGCAGUCCAUCAUUUAAGGGUAGAGGUGAGGCAGUUGUGCUACUUAAGUACAUUCCUCACCCACUGCUCAGUUUUAGGGAUGUGGAGCUGUGCUCAGAGAGGCUGUAAUUUGGCCAGGAGCAUAUUAACUUUUUAAAGCCAGACUAGAUUAGCACUUGCAGUGAACAAUGGAGAGAAAAUAGUAUGUUGGUGCAUCUAAUAACUUCAGUCCCCCUCUACCCAAUCACAGUUAGAAGGUGCUGCUGGGCAAUACUUUUUCUAGUUGAGGAUUUCACAGGCUUAACCCCUACCCUUUCAGUGAUGAGUUUUAAGAUAGCUGGAAGAUAAUGCUACCAAGCUCUAAUAUAUAUAUAACUACAGGCACUCCUCACUUAAUGUUGUAGGUAUGUUUCUGAAAAAUGCAACUUUAAGCAAA